Leptinotarsa decemlineata (Colorado potato beetle) is the source of this 1715-nucleotide messenger RNA. It is a transcript of the gene Lerp, whose product is annotated as lysosomal enzyme receptor protein. The record is from RefSeq and is a predicted model, not a curated record. Gene Ontology annotation, molecular function: signaling receptor activity; D-mannose binding. Gene Ontology annotation, biological process: lysosomal transport. Lineage: Eukaryota; Metazoa; Arthropoda; Insecta; Coleoptera; Chrysomelidae.
CCCUCUCUCUUCAAGCAAUGCAGCAGUUUGAAUGAGAUUGAAGUUUGAGUAAUUAUUUUCUCAUUUUACUUCCUGUCGGCUUUUAUAGAAUGCCACAUAACCUAUAAAAAUUCAAUAUUUUUUAAAUACUGAGGCACAGAUUAAAUAACUUAGGUGAUAUGUAAAUACAUUCAAUUCAAUAAACAUUUUCGCAAAUCUAUAAAAAAGUGAAAGGUUAUAGUAUGAUUCGUUAUUUGGUUAUUGGUUAUUGGUUAUUUUUGUGUUCACCAUCGCUGUGUAUCUUAGUUUUAGACAAAUCUCCAACUAGUUGCUCAAUUAGGAAAAAAGAUUUUUGGAGCAAAGAGUGGCGGGCUAUUAACAAAAAGAAAAAUGUCGAAGUAAUUUUCAAUCCUUGUGAACCAUUACCUGAAUCAAUAUGUGGAAAAAAUAAACAAGUCUGUAUCAAGCAUAAUAAUACCUUGGUUUUCAGCGGUAAUAAAUUUGAUGGUGAAGAUGGAAAAAUCUCUCCUAAUGUCACCAGCAAUUCCAACUGCAGCUUGACAUUACUUUCGGAAUGUGCAGAAUACAUGCAGGUGGAACCGACUGUGCAGGAAAUUUCCUCUUGCAUAUAUGAAGUGAAAAUGAGGUCCACAGAUUGCAACAUAAGACCAUGUACAUUCUGGUUGAAUGACCAACUGAUCGACUUGGGACCUUUGAGAGGGAAACAAUUGGUUCAUUCAAAAAACUUUACUUUUAGCAUAGAUGUAUGCGAUACAAAUCCUGAUUGUGGAAAUUUUAAAGCAUCGGUUUGUGACAUAACUGACGAAAAAAAUAUUAUACCAUUAUCGUUGACCUCAACGACUGAACACUUCAGGUAUAACAAAGAAUUGAGCCAAAUUGAAAAGCAUGGAAAAUUCAAGGGAAAAAUACCCGGAAUUGGUAGAAGUGUUUCAAAAAUAUUUGAGUUAACAAUAAAAUGCGACUGGAGAUCGACUUCUAAAAUUCAUUAUAAAGAAGUUCAAACUCAAGGAAAAACUUUCAAGUUUGAAAUGGCUUCGCCUUAUGCCUGCAUUAAAGGACCACCAAACUGUGUAGUUCAUGAUAAAUUUUAUACAUUCAACUUAACUAAACUUCAUAAUAGUUUGGAUAAUUGGAAGGUGCGUAAUGUAAAGAAAGGGCAAAUAGUUUUGAAUAUGUGUGGACCAUUGCAACCAAUGCAACCUGUUGAAAAUAACUGUACAGGGUCGUUUUCCCAAGUGUGUGAAAUAAACGAAAAUGGAUAUAUAAAUAGGGGGAGCAUCCAAACUGAUCUUACUGUGGAAAAUAAUAUAAUAACAACAACAUUUAUAAGUGGUGACACUUGCAAAGGUGAUGAAACAUAUAGCACUCAUAUUGAAUUCAAAUGUUCUGAAACAGAAGAGAAUCCUUUUUUAAAUACUGUUUUAAAUAAAAGUGUUGACUGUAGAAUAUUUCUGGAUUGGAAUACACCUGCUGCCUGCCCUAUUAUUAAUAAAGAAAGCUGCAAGAAUAUUUCUCCUGUUUUUGUGAAUACUACUCUAGAAACUACCGACAGAAUUUAUGACUUGAGUAUGUUAUACAAAAAUAAUAGUAAAUAUACUCUUGAAGAUGAGGGGGUCGAGUAUAUGUUUAACAUUGGAGGACCUCAAACACUGCUCAGAAUCAUCAAGACAUUCUUGUUUUUCGUCAACAUUGAGCUCGCGCGGCACUCACUUUGA